This is a messenger RNA of Biomphalaria glabrata, 8883 nucleotides long. RefSeq lists its product as uncharacterized. Bases 629 to 3283 code for a protein of 884 amino acids. Lineage: Eukaryota; Metazoa; Mollusca; Gastropoda; Planorbidae. Gene Ontology annotation, molecular function: protein binding. The transcript is spliced from 7 exons. The record is from RefSeq and is a predicted model, not a curated record.
UAAUAUCAAUGGCCGUCGCUGUAACAAUUCUGUCAGUGCUAGAUUUUUUAUGUCUUGAUCCAAACUGUUUCUAGGUCUAGACCUAGAUCUAAUUGUCCGAGUAAUCUUCAUUAACGUGUUUAAAGUUAAGUGCAAGGCUUUUUCUAAGUAAUGUACUCUAGAUAAAAUAUACACAGGCAUUGUGGCAUUGAAAAGGAUUGUUACACAUUCAUCUCAUUGUAUUGAAUAUUGAUAUUGUUGUAAAUGUAACAGUUUUAAACACUAAAACAGUUAAUAAUAAUUUCACAUGCAUUUGUUGAUUAUUUUGAUUGAUUGAUAAUAUUAAACUAUUUUGAUUCAUGCCCUCAUUCAUGGUCACUCAUGCCAGUCACUGUGUGCAUGAUUGAGAUUGUAUUUGUAACAACGAAUUAACGUCAAUCAUAGUCAAUGUAAUGAAUUCGGAAUUAUUCAACUUCAAAAAAGUUCAAUGAUUGAAUCAAUCUUCAUUUGACAUUUUUAUAUUUUGUCAUUUUGACUUCACUGGACUCGUUGGACUUCAGUCUUUGAUUAUUAAAAUUGAUUCAUUUUCAUCAAUGAAUCUUCUUGAUCUUGCAGUCACCGUUGGCGUUUGGAAUGCUUAAAAACGGUAAUGGGAUUAUCAUCCAAAGAAGUGAUCUGUCUUUCUGUCACUAUCGCCUGUGCAGUCAAUGUGAUCUUUGCCAAUCAAACUUCUUCUCCGACGCCCAAGAAGUCAUUACUUAUACUCUCGGAAACAAAAAAAUGGGGGGAUGAAGGUGCAACGCUGCAGGUGAACUGUACCGCUCAUGUGCCGACAAAGCUAGAAUCACUGAAAUGGAGACAUUCAAAUUCAGAGCAUGAAGUAUCCAAACUGCGGUUGUCAUGGCCUAAUAGUACUACUGUCACCCUGACGUUUCAGGCUCUGUUACCUACAGACGCAGGAACUUACUCCUGUGUAUUACUGAUGGAGAAUGGAGGAGAAGAAACUGCCCAGUUUUCACUUUAUGUAAAACACAGAGAUACCAAUCGCUCAACUUGUGGAGUAACUCAGUUUAGGUGCAAAAAGUCUAAAGAUUGCAUAUUUUUACGCUAUCGUUGUGAUGGUAAAGAUGACUGUGGAGAUGGAACAGAUGAAGAGUGUGAAACUGACCCUUGCUCUGGGAAGUUUAGAUGUAACAAUUCCAGAUGUGUAGACAUGUUAUUAAAGUGCGAUCACGUAGAUCAUUGUGGCGACUUUUCAGAUGAAGGGAUUAUUUGUAAAGACACUUCCACCUCGUCUGAUGUUGGUUGGUUGAAAAUAACUGUUUCCACUGUCAUUGCCAGCACUGUAGGACUUGUUAUUCUGAUCUCCUUUAUUGUCAUCAUGGUGUAUCGCAUCAAAAUGAAGAGACUUCGGGAGCUGAGGAUUGCCAGGGCUUUUGAACGCAUCUAUCAAAACGGAGGAUCUGGUGAGCCCACAUCAUCGGGGCAAGGGGAAGAUGGUCCAAGUGACCAGCACCCCUUUCUACCUUCAUCCAGCCAUCCGCACUAUGGCCACAUCAUCGUCAAUGUAAAUAAUGGGGUCCAGUACAUACCUGGCUAUGAUUACUCUCUGUUCAUGGACUCCCCGCCUCCGUACACGGAAGCGGGCCAAGGGGAGGGAACCGAAGUCAAACUUCCACCUCCUCCUUACAGCACUAUUGACAGACAUAGAGCCGGGAGGAAUGCAGAGGAGGAGCCGAUGGCUCAUAACAAUGUGAACAUUUCCCAGUCCACUGUUCAGAACUGUUUAGGAGGAAGCCGCAAUGCUGAUGUGGGCGCAGCUGCCCCUGGAAGAGGCAGUGCCAGUUUAAGACAUCAUAGAACCUUCUCAGGUCCCGAAGCCACAGUUCAGCAGCUAAAUGGCCAUUCAGACUCUACAACCAUGCCAGGCAUCAGUAUUAAUGCCAGGUUUAUACAAUCACUGUUGGGCUCUCACUUGCCUGGAGCUGCUCCUGGGGAUGCCCGAGGCACCUCACAGAGGCACGCCAGAGGGGACAGGCCAUUUCAGAGGACUGGCAGCCAAGACCAGAGGGUCAACUUGAUCCAUCUAAUGUCUUCUCCCAAAAGGUUGGCUGACCAAGAUGCAGUGCUAACAUCCCAGAGUUCUCAGACACAGCAACUUGAUCCAUCAGAUUUGUGUAAUCAUCCACAGAGUAACGCUACUUCGUCUGCGGAGCUUACUGACAAUCCAUCAGCAACUUUACCAGCGCACCAAACAAUAGCUUUGGUAGAAAUCAACACUUCCCAGCCAGUUUUAACCCCAGAAGUCACUGAUGAGAAUAAUAAAAUGAGCAGUCCGCCAAAAGAAAAUACAAUAGAUGAAUUAAAUCCUACCUCCUCAACUGAAGAUGACUAUGAGGAUCCCUGGGACAGCACUUUACCGCUGUUAUCCACUUCAUCUGUUAUCAUGCCUUUGUAUUCGGAUACAGAAUUGAUAAGCAACUCAGGGUCCAGCUGUGAAAACUCAGGCCUGCUGAACUUGGCAUUAGUUAAUGCUUCUAAUGUAAAUGAGCUAAAAGAUGCUCAAAGUUGGCCAGAACCAGAACUGGUCUCACCAGACCGCGUCAAGCCAAACUGUGCAAGUAGUGCAUUGUUCAAUGAAGUGUUAAGGCGGGACCAGGAAAAGAAGCCCAAAACGGGUCACUUGUCUGUGCAGAAAGGGCAUAUCCUGUUACACACACCAAAUGGUGUGAUAGCAAAUAAUGAACCACCUCCCAACACCACCAUUACAUCAGCCCCUUUGAAUCGACUGAGUGGGGAGCUUGUGGUCAAAGAUGGCACUAUUAUGUUACAAGCACCAGCCAAAGCUCAUUCGCUAGACAGAAAUUGUGUUCAACCAAAACAUUUGAAGAAAGUGCCAGACGCUAACCUUGCACCCAACUCCCCAGAGUAUCAUCCCAAUCAAAGAGCAUCAUCAACGACAUCUUUAUCUGCUGGCAUGGAUCAGCAUCCAUCGCUUCUAUCUUCCUCAAAUCUGGCUUCAACACAAGUAGCAGCUGGCUCAUGUUCCAGCAUUGACUCUCGUGGGAAACUUAAUGUGAAAGAUGGGUGUCUGGUCUUGGAGCCUCCUAAACAUACACCUUCUUCACAGAUUCUCAAUCAACUUCAAGGAGCAUAUGCUGCAGAAGAGAGGAAACAGAACAGUCUGCCAGACGAAUGCAUGGAACCUGUUGUCAAUACGAAACGAGCUGCUGGCACUGUGGUCAGUCGACCACCGCUACCAAAAUUUAACACAGAUAUUGUUUUACCCUGUAAAUCUCAAUAGGUUUUUGGUUUUACUUUGUACUAGUUUUGAAGGUAAUUCUAAGCAGUUAGUAGAUUUAAAUAUCUACGAGACAUUGUUGAUGUGACCAAUUCUAUUUUUUGGUGAGAGGAAUAAUGGUGUGUACAAACUAUCUGCUUAUCAUUUGACAGUGAUCAAUGCGUACAUUAUGGCAUGUGAUUAUCAGACAUUUGUUAAAUCAGAUGGACCUAGCUGAUGUUAUAUUUAAUUUCAGAUACAUCUAGCUGAUUUACAUGUCAUGUCAGAUGGACCUGUAAUGUCAGAUGUGGACCUAGCUGAUGUUACAUAUCAUAUCAGAUGAACCUAGCUGAUGUUAUAUGUCAUAUCAGAUAAACCUAGCUGAUUUUGCAUGUCAUAUUAGAUGGACCUAGCUGAUUUUACAUAUGUUAUGUCAGAUAGACCUAGCUGAUGUUACAUCUGUCAUGUCAGAUGGCCGUAGCUGAUGCUACUUCUGUCGUCAGAUGGCCAUAACUGAUGUUACAUCUGUCAUGUCAGAUGGACCUAGCUGAUGUUACAUCUGUCAUGUCAGAUGGACCUAGCUGAUGUUACAUCUAUCAUGUCAGAUGGACCUAGCUGGUAUUACAUGUGUCAUGUCAGAUGGACCUAGCUGGUAUUACAUCUGUCAUGUCAGAUGGACCUAGCUGGUGUUACAUCUGUCAUGUCAGAUGGACCUAGCUGAUGUUACAUCUGUCUUGCAUGGUGACCCGACAAAAUAGCACGGGCAAAAUAGCGCAAAAUUCCCCGACAAAAUAGCGCUGACUUAUAUGAUGUGUAUAAAAGUACCAGAUUAUUAGUAAUUUAAUUUCUUGGGCAGCAUUUUUGUUGAUGUCUCUUAUCUUUUUUCAAUAUCAAUAGAUCUGAAAGUAUGCCAUAUUUGCAGAGAAUGGAGUACUUUAAAUUUUAUAUCAUUCCCCUUUUUCACAGAUGUUUAAAAUGCAUAACUUGCUAAAAAUAGGAUUUUGAAAUGUGGUAAACCCAUUCAAGCAGUGAUGGAAUUAGUAUGUGACAUUGCCAAAAAAUUUAAUUUUGUGAAAGUUUGUGUGUGUGUGUAUAUAAAUCUGGCAAGUAUCAUUGCCUGCUUUCAAAGUACACGUUUGAAUGUAAAUGAAUGAUAUAUUUUGAAAUUUUUCACGUUAGCUUAUUAUAAUUUUUGCUUACAGUCUGCAUAUUUAUGUUUUAAGAUAUCUUAAGUGUUUGCAGCAAAAUGACAGAAAAAUAAUUUUAACAUUGAAACAAAAAAAUAUUGGCUCUAUUCAUAUAUUACGAUAUCUAAAGUAUUUCUUUCAAAACAACUGAAAUAUAUUUUUUCUGCGCUAUUUUGUCCGCGCUAUUUUUUCAGAGUACCGUCUUGCAUUUAUUUUUUUUAUCUCCUGUAUAUUUGUACACUACCUGUCUCUCUGUCAUUAAACAUAGUUGUAUGUUACAGUUGAUUUAUAAACACCACUGAACUGCUGGCUAAUGAGGUGUGGACUGAGUUCAGUCAAACUAAAUCCUUUUUCAAAUCAGGUUCAAAACACAAUCUAUUUAUGUAUAUAUGUUUAGAAUGUUCACUUUCUACUAGGACAAAAUGUUUCAGUCAAUACUCAGAUCCAAUGUUUUCCUAUUCCUUCAUUUACCUCAUGCUACUAAAGGAUGCACAGUCAUUUGAUAUGUAGACUGUACUGUGUAUGUUAUAUAUUUAGACAUAGUCAUAAGUUUUAUUUGCUUCUUACAAAAUUGUUUUUGUUGAGCAGCCCUGCUGAGACGGAACAAUAUAUACUAAUAUACAUAUAUUUUGGAUGCUUUUAGACCUAGAUCGCUAAUUUAUUGGCUUCGAGCCUUUCUCUUUGCUGAAUGUGUAUUUAGACUGUCUGGUCUAGACUGAUGGCUGAUUAAUCAAUUGUCCAUUACGCAAGGCUUUUCUCUCGACCAAGAGCCACCCCUAACCCCAAUUCCUUUUCAUACUUUUCCAACAUACUUCCAUUUUCUUCCUCAGUGACAUUGUCUUGGUCCUUUUGCUAUCAGCUCUGCAAGUGAGGGGGGUGGGGGUGGAAUAAUAUAUUCUCUGUGAAUGCCAGUGUUUUACUUUUAAUUAGCCUGUCAUCAAUUUUGUGAACACAUUAACUGUUUUCAGCAUGGGUGAUUUUAGAUCUUGAGGAGAGUCAAAAUUAGCCUACUAUUUAUAACUUUUGUUUAUACCAAACAAUUUUGUUAAAAAUAUUUUUUUAUCUCAUUUUUGUUUAUCUUGGUGUCUGUAUAUAUAUAUAUUGUUGAUAGUUGAGUGUAGUGUAGAUGAUGUAGAGUGAUCUAUUUGCUUGAAAAGUUAUUAAUUACAGCUGCGAGUUUUAAAAUACAACUCACCACAGAACAAAUAUUACAAAAUAAAGUGGAUAAUCCAGUCUUUUCAACAAAAAAAACUUUAUCACAGAAAGAAGGGCACAAUCCAUGUCAUCAAGAUUCACUAGUUAUUCCUCUCUAACCUAUUUCCAUUUUAACUUUGAAAUGUACUAAGGAAAUACCCAGUUAAACUCAACUUCUACACGUCUUUUUUUUUUAUUCAUUACAAUAUAUAUUUGUUAUGUAUAUAUAUAUAUAUAGCUUUAGUACUUAAACAUUACAAUCUUUGACUAGUUGACUUCUUGCAAAAAAGGAUUUUGUACAUAGUGUUAACUCUUUCUCUCCGUAAUUAUUUACCACAUUCUGAUGGAAUCAACGUUUGUAUCGUCGGUUAGGAGAGGAAAGAGUUAAUGGAUCUCAUCACUUACUUCUGAACAUUUCUCUAGUGAAAAUAAAGGUUGACUUGUAUCGUUUACGUGUUGUCGCUAGGUAAAAUAGUAUUGGGGGAAACAUCUUUAUGUUUACUGGUACAUGAUGUGUCGCUUGUCUUUACUUAUAGCCAUCGAAAGCAAAUCUUAACUUACUUUGGGAACGAGAAAUAAAACAAUCUGAUUUAUUGUUCCUUAUUUAAAAAAAUGUGCACAUUUGGAAUACAUUGUUAAGACAUUACAUUUUGAAAAUUUAAUAUUAGACAUUUUAAAACUUUGUAUCCACAUCUGACUUUUUUUUUUUCUACAUUACCCGGGUACCAGUAUUGGAUAUCUAGAGCUAAAAAUGUGAAUCUGAAAUGUGAAUUUUGAAACAAUCUUCUCAUCAUCAUCUUGGCUUAUGAUUGAUUUAGAAACCUGUUUUUUUUUUAUAUUUAUAUUUUCAACACUGUGCUAGUUAUAGUAUGUAUUCUCAUCAGACAGAAUAUUUAGAGUAAUGCUGGCAUAUCUUGAGAAAAGAGCUCAAAAAACAUAGGAACUGAGCCCACAUUGGUAUAACUCAGUACAUUUUAUUAGUUGUUCGUUAUUUGAAACAAAUUAGGUGGAAUAAUUUUGUAUUUUUGUAUUAUUUUUUUAUUUACAAACAUCUUGUGUCUGCAACUGAUUUAUUGCUCAGUUCAUUUUUGUGUGUGUGUUAGACCUGACAAGCAAACAUGAGUGUGAUGCAAGUGGUUGCUAAAAAAGUUUUUAUGAGGAAUUUAAAUCUUUGUGUUCACUGGAUUAGUGGUUGUCAUUGCCAAUCAAUUGGUCAAACUAUGGCAAUAAAAAAAAAUUCUAGUGUCUAAAGCUUGAUUAUAAAUGGUUGUCCAAAUACUUUUAUUGACUUUAAUAAAUAUUUUCCUAAGAUAGGAGUUUAAGGAAUGUUGUGACAUUUUUGCAAUCUCACAUGUUUAAUUUUUUUUAUUGUUUUUACUUGGAACUGAAAAGAUGUUACAUUGACGAAUGAAAAGCAAAUAUUUUUAAAAUUUUUCUAGGGUUUUGAGAACCAGAAUUUAAACAUGGAUACUAUGAUGUUUUAUCAUGUGCAAUUGAAUACAGCUAAUCUCUUCUGUAUCGACCAAAGCUAUCGAGGUUAUUAGAAGCUAUGAUCACUUUAUUUAAAGAUGUAUCUUUGAAUUAGAUUGUAAUUUACUGUAAGACAUGUCUUCCCUAUCUUGGUCUUAGUUCCCUUAUUGAGCUGUCUGGCUGUCGAGUUUUUUCAAACGUGUGCUUGGUAAUAUUUACCCAUGACACUGAUGGAUAAUGCCAAUCGGCAUGUCACUGUUAAAGUAAACAUUUACAUAUGUUUUCAUUGAACCUUAUAUUGGUACUUGCAACUCUAGGAAGCUUUGGAAAGUUGUUAUUUUAAAAUACUAUCUGCCUCAUAGACUGCCUAAAAGGGUUACUUUCUUAGACCGUCUGAAAGGGUUACUUUCAUAGACUGUCUGAAAGGGUUACUUUCAUAGACCGUCUGAAAGGGUUACUUUCAUAGACUGUCUGAAAGGGUUACUUUACUUUUUAAUUAAUCAGACUGACAAGUUGUUCCUGGACCAGUUUAUUUAAGAUUUGACUUGCCAGAUAAAGCUUUCACUCCUUCAUCGACCUUUUUUAUUUAACAUUUGACCUGACAUGUGAUGAAGUCUCCGAGGACUAUCAUCUGACCUGGCAGAUCUAACUUUUGUAGAAAUAUGUAUAUGAAGAUGAUAUGUUUAUUCUUACUUUUGUACAGAUUUUAUAUCAAGAGUUUUAUUUCAAUAUUUCUAUUGUUGUGGUUGUGUCUUUUUAGUUUUUGAUUGGUGUUACAGUUGUAGAUUGUGAUUGGGCUCAUGUUGACACGCAUGUACAGGAUUCCCUACGUAGAGGAAUUUUUACAGAAGCUUCCCAGACUUCUCAUUUGUCUUUUUUUUUUUUUACCAGCUAAUGAAAAAGUUUUAUUUUAAUAUUUUUAAUAUAAAUACAUUUCUUGAAGACUUUGAAAAAAAAAAAAACACUUUUUGUAAUUGGGACAACUGUGAGCCUGUAGAUAUGCUGUGUACUACACGACAUAGCAAGACAAUCUGUACUGUAUGAUAUAUGAAGCUAUAUUUUUAAAUACAUAAUUCCUGUGAAACGCUGAAAAAGAAUUAUGGAUUUUUUUGUUAUAAAGUAAUUAAUUCUGUAUAUAGCAAAACAUUUUGAGAGCAAAAUAUUCUGAUCAUUUUUAAGUGUUGUGCUAGAAUUCUCCAUGGUUGUACUUCUAUACUGACCUAUAUAUAUUUACUUUAAUGUUCAACUCUUUGAUUAGCUGCCAUGUUACAAUGUUGAAGUGGCAACUAAUGAGCUAAAAGAUCUGUUGGGCAGUAAUCUCCACUCAUUUGCAUGAGACAAAAAAACCUCAUUGUCAGACAAGAGACAAAGACUGAAUGUUUCUAAACAAGAAACAUGUUGACAUGGACUUCAAUGUUACAUAGCAAGAGAAUAUUGACAAAGACUGAAUGUUUCAUAACAAAAUAUUUUGGGGCUAUUUGGCACAUUGGCACAAUUUAGGCCAUGUCAUGCUCGUAAUAAGAGAAAUAUUGAAUAUUGACUGAAUGUUUCAAAACAGGAGAAUUGACAUAGACAAUGUUUCAAAUCAAGACACAUAUAUGACUGAAUCUUUCAAAACAAGACAUUGACAUAGACUGAAUGUUUCAAAACAGGAGACAAGUGUUUCAAAACAAAACACUUAUAUGACUGAAUGUUUCAAAACAAGAGACAUAUUGACAUAGUCUGAAUGUUUUUGUCUAAUUCAUCAAUAAACUAAGUUGUUGAAUAACAUGA